Orbicella faveolata is the source of this 2414-nucleotide messenger RNA. Its product is annotated as tyrosine-protein kinase CSK-like. The record is from RefSeq and is a predicted model, not a curated record. Gene Ontology annotation, biological process: protein phosphorylation. Gene Ontology annotation, molecular function: protein binding; protein tyrosine kinase activity; ATP binding. Lineage: Eukaryota; Metazoa; Cnidaria; Anthozoa; Scleractinia; Merulinidae.
UCUGCUCAUUUCCUGUGAAGUUCUUCACUGAGGGCAGAUCGGUUCGACACUGUACCACGGAAGUCGUAGUCUUGAGGUUUGUUGGACCGAAUUAAAGGCUUGCUUAUUUUAAAUAGGUCAUCUGAGGAUUCAAACAGUUGAGAACUGUUGUUCCUGGCAGCAGGUAGGCCGCUAGGGUUCGGACCAGAGAGGUCCCAAUGACUCACCAUGUCCAAUAACGGAAGUCAGGUACCAGUGUGGACAGCAGGAACUGAAGUUGUGGGGCGAUUUCAAUUUAGAGCCAGGACACGAGAGGAUCUGCCUUUUGAGAAAGGUGAGGUGCUGUAUAUUGAAAGUGUUACUCGGGAUCCUAACUGGUACAGAGCAAGAAAUGGAAAAGGACGUAGAGGAAUGAUUCCCUAUAAUUAUGUAAUAGAACACAAAAGAGGUGUAAAACUUCAUGCCAUGCCGUGGUUUCAUGGGAGAAUAACAAGAGAACAAGCUGAAGAUCUUCUUAAGCCAAAGGAGAGCAACAUGCCCUUUGAAAAAGGCCUGUUUCUAGUCAGAGAAAGUCAUAACUAUCAGGGAGACUACACCCUUUCUGUUUGUUCUGCUGUAGGAGUUGAGCACUACAGAGUAAGGUACACAGAUGAUAACAAACUGACAGUUGAUGAUGAUAGCUUCUUUGAAAAUCUCACAAAGCUUGUAGAGCACUAUCAAGAUGAUGCAGAUGGACUCUGUACACGACUAGCAAAACCAUUGGAAAAGAAAGGAGGAAAAUUUGAUUUCUCUGUUGAUCCAGACUCCUUUAAAAAAGAGGGUUGGUCAAUUCAGCGCCAUGAACUACAUCUUGGAAGGUCAAUUGGAAAAGGAGAGUUUGGAGAUGUCCUUCAAGCUGAAUACAAAGGACAGAAAGUAGCUGUGAAAUCACUCUUAGAUGACAGCCAUGCUGCUCAGACAUUCCUAGCAGAAGCUUCUAUAAUGACGAAUUUAAGUCAUAAGAACCUUGUGAAAUUACUUGGUGUGUCACUGGAUGGAAAUCCUAUUUACAUUGUAACAGAAUUUUGUGGAAAGGGAAGUUUAGUUGAAUACUUAAGGACUAGGGGCCGGACUGUUAUUGGGCAGAAAGAUCUUGUAGGGUUUGCUAGGGAUAUAGCUGCUGGUAUGCAUUAUUUGGAGUCAAAGAAUUUGGUUCACAGGGACUUGGCUGCAAGGAAUGUUCUUAUACAUGAAGAUGGAACAGCAAAAGUGUCAGAUUUUGGACUUGCAAGAGAAGCUAACUUCAAUUUAGAAGGAGGAAAGUUCCCUAUCAAGUGGACUGCACCUGAAGCAAUUAAACAAGGGAGAUUUUCUACACAAUCUGAUGUGUGGAGUUAUGGUGUAUUAUUGUGGGAAUUGUUCUCAUUUGGUAGAACACCAUACCCCAGAGUGCACAUAGAUAGUGUAGUUGAGAUGAUCGAAAGAGGGCAUCGUAUGGAUUGUCCAGAGGGAUGCCCUAAACAAGUUUACGAUGUAAUGAGAGACUGUUGGGACAUUGAUCCAAGGCAGCGGCCAACAUUCCAGACGAUAUAUAGAAAACUAGAUGAAGUUUACCGAUCAUUUGUACCUGUUGGCAACUGAGUCUUGAAAACAGUUAUUUACCUUUAUACGUACUAAGCCAUACCUAUGUGGAAUUGUGAUAUGCUUUAAAUGCUGAUAAAAAAGAUCAUAAUAUCAAAUUUUCCUUUCUGGGCUAGUAGUGCUGUUUUUCAGUUUACCAGUUGGUAGACUUAAUCUAUACCACAAUUUUCAAAAUUCCAUUGAAAGUUAGUUAAUAAAUUUCUUUAUGUUUCAUUUUCAAAGUAAUGUAUAAGGAUUGUGUCUUACCAGUUAAUUGUGGGUUUAUGAAUGUUUCACAAAAUAUUGAGUUUUCAAGAGUAACAGUAACCUCUUCAUAAGAGAAAUACAUUUGUUAAUCUAGCAUUAUGUCUCUAUUUAUCUGUUAAAUUUGUUUAUGUGUUUUAGACAACUGUAAUGUGUAGUUAGGGGAAUGUUGCAGUAUUCAUGGUAAAAAUUGUACAUGGCUAAAAAUAUUAAAACCCUUUUUUGCUAGUCCCUUAUAUUUUUAUACCAUUUAAAAUUAGCUUUAAGAGACCCUCUGCAUAUUUAAGAAGCAUUUUCUUUUGAUAUUGUCUUCCUUGCAUGUUUGGGUAGAAAAGUAUAUAAGAAAUGAGAUUGAAACUUCAUAGGAAUGAAAUAAUUAGUUAUAUUUUCUUAUUAUGAUACCCAGAAUUGUUAAUUCUUUCAAUUGUUUUAGGAAAUUGUUAAAUUUGUUAUAAUAGUAAGAAGCAUGUAAAUUAUGCAUGGGGUCUGUAACAUCUUAGUUUUUGUAAAGGGUGUAAAAAUGUUCUAAUAAAAUUUAGAUGGAAUUUAAAUUUUUUAAUUCCCCCAUCUAA